AUAUUGAAUUAGUAAGCUUUUCAGGUUUAUUAGUAUGUUCCAAGAGUUAAAUGAAAGUUAUUCCAAUGAAUUUACUUCAUUUACUGAACAUUUUAGCUUUGAAGCAGGUCACUGCCCAUUUGCAAAAGUUUGAUGAGGUUGUAAUUCACAAUCAUUUAAAGGCUGGACUAGUUGCAUGGCAAGCAUUUGAGAUGUCUUCAAAUUGAUAUAUCACCAAAUGCUUACAGGAGUGGUUUGUUAUCUACCAUGAUGAAAUAUUUGCAACUCAGCACAAAACUAAUUCCAAACUAAUUUUUAGAUGGAGAACUUGUGCCUUUUGUAACACACUAAAGAAGCUUUUCUUCCAGUACUUACCUGUUUGUAUGUUGGACGUGUUUAAAAACAGUUAUAAAAUGUGCUGAAUUUUAUUAUUUUAAAUACCUUUCUAUUUUAGUUUGGUAUUCACAGCUCUUGAUGUUUCCAAGUACAGCACAGUACAAUACAUACAUUCUUGGUAUUUUACCUUUAUUAUUUUAUUCAUAGUGAUGAGAAUAUUGUUUAUGCAUAACUAAAAGAAACUUGGCAGAUGAAAAUGUUUGCUAGAAAUUCUUGCAUACCUCAUUUUCAUCCUUGUCUCUUCAGAGCAGCAUCAUUGAAAACUGUUGAUUAGUGGUACCACAACAAUUGAGAGUAACUAUAAAAGUCUUUUUGCUAAAUUGUGUUUUGCUAAAAAGAAUACAAAUGUCAGAAUGUGUUUAUAAUUAUUUUAAUUAAGAUCAUGUUUUGUACAGAGGAAAGUCUUUCGGAAGAUGAUGGAGGAAGUGCCACAGGUACUCCAGCUGGUACCUUAGAUCGUGGCACUCAGGCUCCAUGGUCAGGAUCUACUCGAAAGCAGCGUAAUGCUUUAAAAAUUGCAAGACAAGCUGAGUUGAAAAGGCUAAGGAUGGCUCAGGAGAUACAGCGUCAACUUGAGGAAUGUGAAGUAAAGACAAGAGAGCUUGAGGAAAGAGGAGUUGCUGUAGAAAAAGCUUUAAGAGGAGAAAAUGGAGGAGCCAGUCGAGAUGAAGCAGAGCUAAUAAGUGACUGGUUUUCCAUGGUGCAUGAGAAGAAUGCUCUCGUGAGAUGGGAACAGGAACUUAUGGUAAGAGCCAAGGAGCUUGAACUAGAGGAUCGGCACGUCAGGUUGGAACAUGAAUUGAGACAUCGCAUGGCUUUAUCAGAACGUGAAAAAUCCAGAGAAGACAUUGAUCGUGAGGGCACCAUCCUUGCAGAAAUGUUGAAUAUUUUGGAGCAAAAGGAUGCUCUAGUCACCAUGUUAGAGGAGGACAGACAGAGGUACAUGGAGGAAGAUCGAGAUCUUGAAGCAGUAAUGUUACGUAAAGGCCUUCAACUCUCUCCACUUAGACGGGAAACUGGUGUUUAAAAGUUUUUCUGAGGUUUUGUUAAUAUGUAAAGGUGCUUCAAUGACCUGAUCAGCUAUGCAGGAUAUUCAGCAAAAGAAUAUCUUUGUAAACAUAAACUUACUA
Molecule: messenger RNA, 1505 nt
Organism: Macrobrachium nipponense
Lineage: Eukaryota; Metazoa; Arthropoda; Malacostraca; Decapoda; Palaemonidae
Product: protein-methionine sulfoxide oxidase mical3b-like
Exons: 5
Coding region: 758-1402 (214 amino acids)
Source: RefSeq, a predicted model, not a curated record